This is a messenger RNA of Rotaria sordida, 1686 nucleotides long. Lineage: Eukaryota; Metazoa; Rotifera; Eurotatoria; Philodinida; Philodinidae. The record is from the annotation of a GenBank genome assembly.
AUGUAUUCAUAUCCAAUAUUUAAGAAUGUAACAUUAUCAUUAUCAAAUAUUUCAAAUGAAAUUUAUGAAGUAAUAAAUGAAAUUCGACCUGAUUGGAAUUCGUCAAAUACUCGUUUAGUUCCAUUUACUGAAGGUAUAACAAAUGCUAUUUUAGCUAUUUUUGAUAAUCGAACAUUUGAUGAUCAAUCAAAUGGUUUAAUUAUUAAAUUAUUUGGUGCACAUACAGAAUUAUUUAUUGAUCGUCAAUCAGAAAUCAAUGCAAUGGUUAAAUUAUCUCAAUAUGGAGUUUUAUCACAACAUGUUCUUAUACAAUUUAAUAAUGGAAUUAUUUAUGAAUUUACAAGAGGUGAAGCAUGUUCAAGAGAAGAUGUAACAAAAGAAAAUAUAUCGAAAUUAAUUGCUAUUAAACUUGCACAAUUUCAUUCUAUACCAGUUGAGAAAUAUGAAAAACCUUAUAUUAUAUCACUUAUACGAAGAUUUAUUGAAUUAAUCAGUGAAAAUGAAGAACAAAAAAAAGAAAUUUCAAGUAUAAUAUCAGAUAUUGAUACAAUUGAAGAAGUUAUACUUCCUAAACUUGUUCCAAAUGGUGAAUUAGGUAAAGAUCUUGUUUAUUGUCAUAAUGAUUUACUUGUUAAAAAUAUAAUUUAUGAUAAAAAAAGUGAAACAAUAUCAUUUAUUGAUUUUGAAUAUACACGUUUAAAUUAUUAUUUAUUUGAUAUUGCAAAUCAUUUUGUUGAAUAUGCUGGUGUUGAUGAUGCUGAUUUUAAUUUAUAUCCAACACAUGAUGAACAAAAACGAUGGUUAAAAAUAUAUUUUGACGAACGUCAAAUGAAUAAACAAAUAAUAAAUGAUGAUUUAUGUUAUAUAAUUGAUAAAUUUUCAGCACUUGCACAUUUAAUGUGGGGACUUUGGGCUUUAGUUCAAUCAGGUUUAUCACAAAUUGAUUUUGAUUAUCUUAAUUAUGCUAAAGAAAUGUCAUCAUCAAAUGUAAAUAUCUGUGAUGAUAAUAAAUUAUUAUCAGAAAAAGUUGGUUAUUAUCUUGAAGAAAUUGUUUUAAAAAUGAUGAAUGAAAAACAAUUAAUAACAAUUGGUUUAUCUGGUGGAUCUUUAAUUGAUUUAUUAGUAUCAAUUGUUCCUUAUCUUCAAUUUCCUUGGUCUCGUAUUCGAUUUUUUUUUCUUGAUGAAAGAUUUGUUCCAUUUACAUCAGAUGAAUCAACUUAUGGAAAUUAUCAAUCGAAAUUAUUUCGACAAUUACCAAUUACUGAAAAAAAUAUUAUUAAAAUUGAUCCAACAUUGAAAUCUGUUGAAGAAUGCGCAUUAGAUUAUCAAAAUAAAUUACAACAACUAUUUAUUCAACCAGAUAAUUCAUUUGAUAUAGUUCUUCUUGGUAUGGGACCUGAUGGUCAUACAGCAAGUCUUUUUCCUAAUCAUCCUGUUUUAAAUAUAAACAAUGGAUUAGUAACAUAUGUUAAAGAUUCUCCAAAACCUCCACCUGAACGUGUUACAUUAACAUUAAAUACAAUAAAUGAAGCAAAAUAUAAAAUUGCUGUUAUCACUGGUGAAACUAAAUCAACUGUUGUUAAACAAAUAAUAGAAGAUAAAAAUCGAACAUAUCCAAUUGGUCAACUUGAAAAUCUUAUUUGGUAUCUUGAUAAAGCAGCUGCAUCAAAAUUAGAAAUCAUUUAA